GUCGCGGCUGCAACCCGCAGGUUCCACCUGGUCCAGGCUGACCUGCCCGAUGUAUACAAGAAAGCACGGACAUCGCUCAAGCAUUGUGAGCUUAGCAGGCGCAGCGUACAAUUGUGCCUGGACAUGCUUCCUAGGAUCGAAGAGGGUGCUGCCGAGGCAUCUGAACGUGCACGCAUGCUGUACGAAGACACGAUCUCCGCGGCCGUCAUGCUCUUUCAUGCGAAGGGUGCCGCUCACCAGCUUCGGCCUCCGACAAAAGGCGAGCACAUCGCCAUUGGCCGUGCUGCUGAAGCCGCCCCGCUGGAAGGGGCCUCCUUCGUGGAUGACGAUGUGAUCGAGCAGCCUGCGCAAGGUGCGCAGAUAUACGGGUGUGAGCGGUGCGUGGAGCUGGUGGCAUCGAAUUUCCCUGGCAUGCUAUUCCACGAGUGUGUGUCGAAGAAGGGCACGGACUCACAGUUCUCCGAUAAUUUGGGUUCAGUGUUCGACGCGGGGGACGAGGUUGACGAGGGUCAGCCCAAGGAGGGCAUGGAUGUCACAGAGCAUGUAUCCCUGCAGGCGGUCCUCGAGGAGACUUACGAGGUACACACUACCGCCUCGCGCACGAAGAAGUUCGGCAAGAACCCGAAGGCGAUGAAGAUACGGCCCAUCAAGUUUCCAGACUCCCGCGGCAAGAUCAAACAAUAUUUCCCGAUACCAUCAACUGAUUUCCGCAAGUUGCGGUUGAUGUCAAUUGUUGGCAACAGCGCGAAGACCGUGAAGAUGAAGGGGACCAAGCUGUUCGAGGGCCACGCUGGCAUGGCGUUGACGACGCAGUCCAACAUAUCUAUCAGCAAGUACCAGCUCGACUCGAUCAAGAAGACUGCGCCCGUCGAAGUUUUGGAAUACAGGGCGAGACUGCAGGUGCAGGCCCGAUCCCAGAGCGCGACGCCCGCGGGCGCCAAGGGCAAGGGCACCAAGGCCAUCAAGGACGGGCACUCCCUCGAGGCCAUCGAACUGGACGAGGCCGACGAGAUAGAGGAGCUCUUUGGCAACAUGGCCAAGCUGUACUCUGAGCACCCCAUGGCGCCGAAGGAUGAAUGCGCGCGGAUUUGCAGUGAGACAGAGAAGGUCGGCACAUGCGCUUAUUGGAUCAAGAGGCUUCCUUUGGAAUGCAUUGCUGCGUCAUCAUCUUUCAAGUUCUUGCAUGCCGUAUCGCAGUCUGAGAUCUUGAAGCCGAAGAUAGACAAGUUCGAGCGCGACCAGCUGGAUGUUCAUCUGGGCCUUGUCACCGACGCCAAGCAUUUUCCAGAUGGCAAGCUGAUGCUUCUCAGCUGGGACCAAGUCCUUGCGAAGAUCCAGCACCUCAAGAAAGCGGAGGUUGACUGGCUAGCCGAGACCAGGAUAUCAAUUCUCAAGGCCUACGUGAAGCAGUACGCGGAUAAGAUCGAUGCUGACAAGGACGUGGUGCAGAGUAUUGGCAAAAUCGUGCAGGCAUUCGCCCCCUACGUAAAUGGCACUCUCCCCGACUACGACCCUGAAAUGCCUUCACUGUUGACGUCCAGGUUGCCAAUGGCGGAGAUGAAGUCACUCUUCUUAUCCUCAGGUUUUUUUGGCCUCCUGCUGGGCUGGAUUGAGAGCGCUGACGCGAAGGAUGACCUUGUGUUGGAGCUGCAAGAUGUCAUCGUGCGCACUUGGAAUGUGACCGAGGACACGGCCAUGACAACCGAGUGCGCGCAUGCGAUGCAGGACACCAAGAAGGCGUUGGCCGUGCUCGCAGCCAGCGUCCAGAAGAGCUUGCAGCUGAACACGCCAGUCAGCGUCUUCGACGACGUCAAGCGGCUGCAGGAGGAGGGGCUGAAGACGGGCAAGGCGACGUUGUCUGUGUUCCAGGUCAUUGGACAAGCAGUCGAGAGGUCGCCGUACUGGAGCAAGUUGAUCGGCAACUUCGGCAAGUCUGCAAAGCCUUUGAAGAGCAGCGCCCCCCAGCUGCAGGAACACAUGAAGACGACGAUGGCCCUCAAAGACGAAGGCCCCAGCGUGGAGGCGCGCGAGAGUCUGUCGAUCAUUGUCCAGGCGGUCCCCGAGUUCAACGCAACCGUCGGCCAGAGCCACGUUCUCGAGCUCGACGGGAAGCUCGCCGUGACCAUCGCAGCUCACGCCACCAAGCUUGCGACGCUCGCAGCCGAGGCUUCCAAGGCGGACUCAGCGGAUACGAAGUUCGACGGCGCCAUCGAGGCAUACACUACCUUGGUGCAGAAGGCGCUGUCCAACUGUUCCCACAACGACGACCUCGUCCGAUCCCAGAGUGCGCUGGCGGCCACGGUGCGCGAGAUCUCGCAGAUGAAGAGGGCCAGCGACCUCAGCCAGAAGUUGAACGACUUCAGCACCACCGACGCGAUGGCGUCCAGCACGAUGCAGGACUACUUCAAGCAUCUCACGCUGCCCUCUGGCGACGAGGCGUCGCGCGAGUUGGUCUACAACACGUUUGUCAAGAUCGUGGCGCACCCGCGGUGGCGUGAGUUCGACGGCAACGACGAGUUCAAGCACAUCGAUCUGCUCAAGGCGAUGGCCCCGCAUGCCCCGCAGCAACACACCUCGGCAUGCGCUGCAUUGGUGGACCUUCUCGUGUGCGUAGGCGACAUGAACGAGGCGAGGACGGCCGUGGAGAAGCUUGGCGAUUCUCCGCAGGAGAUUGCGACGUCGAAUGGCUGCGAGAAGUUGUUGGUCCAGUUGGAUCGCCAGGUGCAGCGCUGCAGGACGCUCCUGGGCAAGAAGGUGAAGGGCUUCGACGAGGUCACCGCGGCGAGCAAGUCCACGUUCGAGGGUGCGAAGCAGUGCAUGCAGGAUGCCGCGGCCGCACUGGUGGCGAACGCUGCUGAGGCUGCGAAGUCACAGAUGAAGGCGUUGUGGGGCAAGUUCAAGAACAGCAACGGCCUGGAGGUGUUCGAGGACGGGGCUGCCAACGCCACGUGGAAGGAGACCAAGAAGAUCUGGGAGGCUGGCUUCAAGAACUGGGACCGCGAUGACGCGAACCUCGUGCUGCAGCAGCUCUGCAAG
Prorocentrum cordatum is the source of this 3036-nucleotide messenger RNA. NCBI's taxonomy places the organism in Eukaryota, Dinophyceae, Prorocentrales, Prorocentraceae. The record is from the annotation of a GenBank genome assembly.